CCUCCGCGAUCAGGACCAGGAAGUGACAGCAUGAGAGGGCAGAAGAGAACUUCCGCCCUUACAGAACCUUAAUCUUUUAUCCAGCCAGGGCUAAUGUUAGAUGCUAGAAUCAAGUGGCCUAAAGGUCCUCUCCACGAAGGGUAACUAGUCGUGUUUGUCCAUCAACCGGUGACACAUCCUGCUGCAGGGAGACGUCACCUGAAGACCAGCCAUGGAGGUCCCGGUCCUGGAACAUAUCCGGCACUCGCUACUGAGUGACAGAAACAAAGACCUGAUCAUAGACAAGCUGCUGAGUCUCACCAUGGAGAUUAUCUGUCUGCUGACUAGAGAGGAUUUCAUUGUUGUGAGAAAGUCGGGUGACCAGGUGACAGACAUCAGCGGCCCCCCUGUGUCAGACAGAAGCAGCGGCACCCAGAGUCCAAACACGGAGGCUCCACCUCAUGCGCCAACAGGGGAGAGGAGCCGUGACAGGAUUACACAGCCACCUACUGAGGUAUAUCACAGAGAGACGAGAAAGGUGCCUGGGAAGUGUAAGGAUGUGGAGGUCUCGUUCUGUGUGGCAGAGUGGGACUAUUCAGGCGGACACAAUGACGUUGUAAUGGACCCUCCGCAGCUGCGUGACUCAGUGGGUGAGUGUAGCUCUAGAAGCCCCCCAGGACGAUGUGAGACCCCUCUGUACUCUGGGGAUUAUAUAAAGGAAGAGAACCGGAUUAUCAUAGAGGAUUAUCAGGAUGAGCCGGGACACGGGGUGUAUCACCCGCAGUGUAAGGAAGAGGAGCCCGUCCCUGAUCCCACCAGCUCAGGUGGGUGCAGCUCUAGAACUCCCGCAGACCCCUGUGAGACCCCUCUGUACUCUCCGGGCUGUAUAGAGGAAGAGAACAGGACUGUGACACAGGAAUAUCAGGAUGAGCCGGGACACGUGAUAUAUCACCGGCAGUGUAAGGAAGAGGCCGUUCCUGCUGAGAUCAGCCCAGGUGGGUGUAACCCUACACACCCCGCAGACCCAUGUGACACCCCUCUCUAUACUCCGGGGUGUAUGGGAGAAGAGAACAGGAUGAUCAGCCAGGAUUAUCAGGCUGUGCCAGGAGACGGGAUGUGUUACCAGCAAUGUAAAGAAGAGGACGUUCCUGCUGAGAUCAGAUCAGGAACUGAGGCCGGUGUAGAGCUGGAUGCUGGUGAUCAUCGGGGGCUGCAGGAAUUCCUCCCAGAGUCCAGUGCAGGUCCGCACGCCUCCUCACACUAUCCUGAGAUGACGUAUCAGUGCUCCGAUUGUCAACAAUGUUUCCCUAAUCAUUCAGCCCUCCUCACCCAUCAGCAAACGCAUAGCACCAGUAAUCUGUAUAGGUGCUCUGUUUGCGGAGUGCGUUUCAGCUCCAUAUUGGCUCUUACCGCCCACCAGCGAUGUCACACUGAGGACAGAUUGUUUGUUUGUUACAGUGGGAAAUCCUUUCAUCAGAGGUCACGUCUUCUGUCACAUAAGAGGACUCACACCGGGGAGAGGCCAUUUCCAUGCCUGGAGUGCGGGAGAUGUUUUACCAACCGAUCUGCUCUUACUAAGCACCAGCUGCUGCACUCUGGUGAGAAGCUGUUUGAGUGCUCCGAAUGCAGCAAAUGUUUUGUCCACAAAGGUGACCUUGUCCAGCAUCAGCGCACUCACUCCGGGGAGAGGCCGUUUUCAUGCCUGGAGUGCGGCAGCUGUUUUAAACUCAGGUCUGCUCUAACUAUGCACCAGAGGAUUCACUCUGGCGAGAAGCCGUUUUCAUGCAUGGAAUGCGGCAAGUGCUUUGUCCAGAAAUCCGACCUGGUCAGGCAUCAGCGCACUCACACCGGGGAGAGACCGUUUGUGUGUUCUCAGUGCGGCCGCUGCUUUUCUACCAGCUCACAUCUUGGUCGACAUCAGAAAGUUCACACCGGUCUGAGGUGAAUAAAUUGUUUGUCGUCUACAUGACCAGGCUUGUUUACAAAUUGGAAAUGAUAAAGUGGACAUCUUUUCUUGCCAAAUGCAUUUUAAGGUGUCCAUAUAAUGGCUCGAUCUAAUAAUGCUCAUAGUGGAUACGGUGAAAUCAUUACUUGAAUUAUUUUUUGCUUUGUGUUAUAUUGAGAGUAAAGGGACAUCGAGGCUGUCUUUGAUUUUCGUGUAUAUGAACGUAGUGAUUCCUUUGGUUCAUUAUCUACAUAGAAAAGAACAACUGGAAGGUACCAAGGACUUAAUUCAGACCUGAUCGCAGCAGCAAAAUUGUUAGCUUAUGGGCAAAACCAUGUGCACUGCAAGUGGGGCAGAUGUAACAUGUGCAGAGAGAGUGGGCGGGGUGUGUUCUAAAUGAAAUCUAAACUGCAGUUUAAAAUUAAAGCAGCCAGUAUUUACCCUGCACAGAAACAAUAUAACCCACCCAAAUCUUACUCUCUCUGCACAUGUUAUAUCUGCCACACCUGCAGUGCACAUGUGGGGUCAUUCCGACCCGAUCGCUCGCUGCAGUUUUUCGCAGCGCAUUGAUCGGGUCGGAACUGCGCAUGCGCCAGCGCAUGCCAGCCGCUGUUGCCUAGCGAUUGCCUCUGAGGCGGUCGCAGGGCGGGAGGGGGCUGGAUGGCGGCAUUAAGCUGCCGUACAGGGGGCGCUGUCCGGCCAACAUAGGCAUGGUCGGACCAUUGGGGGGGCGGGCCGCGGUAGCGAAGCACGCAGUCGCUGCGUCCUGGGGCAGCGAUGAGGUUCUUCCGGCCAGCCGCAGGAGCUGCACCGGCCGGGAGCAACUCCUGAAAGGCAAAAGCAUCGCUGCUGUGCGAUGCUUUUGCAUUUCUGCAGGGUGGGGGGCGGCACUGACAUGCGGGGCGACUAGCCCUGUGCUGGGCGUCCCCCCGCAUGUCUGAGUGCCUGAUCGUAGCUGUGCUAAAUUUAGCACAGCUACGAUCAACCUGGUUUUGCCCAUUAGCGAACAAAUUUGCUGCUGUGAUCAGGUCUGAAUUAGAACCCAAGUGCGCAGACAUCAGAAGUGCAGGAUGAGCCUGAUUUGAAAAGUCAAGUGCUCUUCCUAAGAUUAAAUGGCUGUGCUCCCUCCAAUGCAGGGAAUGACACUCUGCCUUCUCCAUCCCAUCAUUUUCUACAUGUAAUCCCAUCCUGUAAUACAUUAAUCUGUGCCCCCUACCACAGAGGACGUCUGUCCCAUUACACACACUCACCUCUCUAUACCAUGGUAUAAAUGAUAGUACAUAGGGACAGGCUAUUUCUCAGCAUGGCUGUGUGGGACCAGUAAUAUCACCAGCAAUGGUCGUCUGUUUAAUACCCUUGAACAUCAGUCGAUGGUUCUGUACUUAGCAGCCGGCUGGAGACCAGAAAUAAUGAGACAACACACAGGAGAUAUGUAGAAGCUCAGCAAGUAAUUUCUGAUCUGACUCGUUGCUUUAGGAGCAUUUAUUUAUACACAAAUGAACAAAGGAAUAAAGGUAUGGCAGCGUGUUAGCCAAUCAAAGUACACCGUGUGCAAAGAUAAACAAUGAUUUAAUGAAACCAAUUAUAGCAUUCCUGUAUAUAUAUAUUCUCAUCAUUGUUUGCUCAUUAAUUUAAUGAGAAGGCCUUUUCUUUAUCACCAUCUGGACUUUAAUCUUGAAAGCCUUCUUUCCAUUGUCACCUGGACAUUCCAAAACAUACUCCUUUAAUGUUCUCAUCAUGCAAUUAAAGUUUUAUCUCAGCGUGGGAGUUAACUAAAUGUCAUUGUGACUGCAGCUGGAGAAAUCAUAUUGUUCUUAACAAAAUAGUUUCUCACAGAAAUAUCUAUGUAAUUCAUUUAAGGAAAUUACAUAUACUAGCUGGCUAUGUUCAUUGAUUAUAGCAAUGAACAUUCUAAUCAAUACCAAAUUAUGAAACAUAGAAUCACAUAACUGCUUAUUGGGUUGAAAUGAUUGUAUAACAUUAUGCGUGCUUGUAGUUAUUAAAUACAAAGCUUACAACCGUUAUAAAGAUGAUUUUAUAUUUAAAA
Pseudophryne corroboree (corroboree frog) is the source of this 3971-nucleotide messenger RNA. Its product is annotated as oocyte zinc finger protein XlCOF7.1-like. The transcript is spliced from 12 exons. NCBI's taxonomy places the organism in Eukaryota, Metazoa, Chordata, Amphibia, Anura, Myobatrachidae. Gene Ontology annotation, biological process: regulation of transcription by RNA polymerase II. Gene Ontology annotation, molecular function: DNA-binding transcription factor activity, RNA polymerase II-specific; RNA polymerase II cis-regulatory region sequence-specific DNA binding. The coding region runs from base 212 to 1924 and encodes 570 amino acids. The record is from RefSeq and is a predicted model, not a curated record.